This is a messenger RNA of Zonotrichia leucophrys gambelii, 2210 nucleotides long. It is a transcript of the gene PLPBP, whose product is annotated as pyridoxal phosphate binding protein. Gene Ontology annotation, cellular component: intracellular anatomical structure. The record is from RefSeq and is a predicted model, not a curated record. Lineage: Eukaryota; Metazoa; Chordata; Aves; Passeriformes; Passerellidae. Bases 16 to 846 code for a protein of 276 amino acids. The transcript is spliced from 8 exons. Gene Ontology annotation, molecular function: pyridoxal phosphate binding.
GUGGCGGCGGGGGGGAUGUGGAGAGCGGGCAUGGCCGCCGGGGACGGGCUGGGCCCGGCGCUCCGCGCCGUCACCGAGCAGGUGCAGCAAGCGGCGGCGCGGCGGCCGCAGGGGCUCCCGGCCGUGCAGCCGCGGCUCGUGGCCGUCAGCAAGACCAAACCAGCAGAGAUGGUGAUGGAAGCCUACAGCCAUGGGCAGCGCAGCUUCGGGGAGAACUACGUUCAGGAGCUGCUGGAAAAGGCAUCAGACUCCAGGAUUCUCUCAUCCUGCCCAGACAUCAAGUGGCAUUUCAUUGGCCACCUGCAGAAGAACAAUGUCAACAAGCUGAUCGCUGUCCCAAACCUGUUCAUGCUGGAAACAGUGGAUUCUGUGAAGCUGGCAGACAGAGUGAACAGCUCAUGGCAGAAAAAAGGCUCACCCCAGAGGCUGAAGGUCAUGGUGCAAGUUAACACCAGCGGGGAGGACAGCAAGCAUGGCCUUGCCCCUGGGGACACCACGGCUGCUGUGGAGCAUGUCAUCACCAAGUGCCCCAGCCUGGAGUUUGUGGGGCUGAUGACCAUUGGCAGCAUCGGCCAUGACCUCAGUAAGGGGCCAAAUCCUGACUUCCAGGUGCUGCUGUCCCUCAGGCAGGAGGUGUGUGAGAAGCUGAACCUGCCCCUGGACAAGGUGGAGCUGAGCAUGGGCAUGUCCACAGACUUCCAGCACGCAAUAGAGGUUGGAUCCACCAACGUCAGGAUCGGGAGCACCAUUUUUGGAGAGAGGGAUUAUUCCAACAAAACCACUGGAGGCAAGGCUCCUGCAGGGGGUGGAGGCCAAGCAGAGGCUGUGACAGUGCAGGGCCACUAAAGGGAACACAAGUGGCCUCAGCAGAGCAGAGACCUCACUAUGCAUUUUACCUCCCUCCGUGUCGGCACCCACCCUGAUGGUGAGAGGGAAUUCCUCAGAGCAGGGGCCAGAAUGCCUCAUGAUCAUUGUGAUUCUAGAGUACCCCUAAAAACUGGAGAUCUGCUUAACCAACAAGGAGAUUGAGGGUUGGAAGUGGCUGUGGUGUCUUGGUUCCUCAGGGUCAUCAAGGACAGAGACUUUGGGGUAACUGGGCUGGACAAACACACCCCCAAAGGUGUUUGUCAGGCUGGAGUUGCUGCUGAGCAAGGUGGGUGGCACUGCAGCAGUGCUGGUGGUUGUUUUUGCUGAGGACUUCAUUCAACACGUGAUGAUCUUGCCAGAAACCUGUAAAUGUUCCCCCAAAUACAAGUUUUGCCCGUGGAUGGUCACACAGGAGCUGGGAUGGGGCCCAGGAGAGGCCGUGGGGGAGGGUGAGUGACAGGCACAGGGGACUGAGGAGCUCAGCUGCCACUGUGAGUUCAUGCUGUGAGGCUUUGGCUGCACAUCACAAGUGUGGGAGUGACUUUUCAGCUCAAUUUUAUCCUUUUCAGGCUGACACUGACUUUUCCCAUGGCUGCCCAAAUGUGGAAUGCUUUCCCCCCUUCCCUUCCUUUCCCCUCCUCUGUUGUUGGGAAUUAUUUUCAUCCUGCCUGGUAGUUUUGCUGCUGUUUUUUGGUCAGAAUGGAGGUUUUCUGCCAGCUUGCUGCUGCUUUCCAAGGUGAUUCCCUCAUGGUUUGGUGCCUGUGCCAUCCCCUUUACACCUGUGUGAGGAUAACAGUGCUUGGCUCAGGGCAGAAUAAUUCAGAAAAGGAACUUUUAUUGUCCCACUGCAUUCUGGGUUCCUGAAAAAAAAAAUCAUUUGGCCACUGAGAGAGUUUCUAAGCUGUGUCUUAACAUCUUCUCAUGCUUUUGGAAGAGGGAAAUGGGAAAUGCAGUAAGUUCCCAUCAGGUGUGAGCAGACCUCCUGCCUCGUCCUGUGUUGUUCAGCCAGUCUCACAACCCAUGUCCCAGCUGAUUUUUGGGCUUUUGUGUCUGCUGAGAGGAGGAGGAGAGCUCAGCUGCCAGCAGGACCAUCCUCCCCAGGCUUUGCUCUGUGUGCUCCGUGUGGUUCCACCUCGCUGUUGGUUUCACUCUCUCUAAAAUCUGAAUGUAAAUGAGAAGAGAACUCCACCCCCAACCUGUCGUAGCUCCGUGGUUUAGAAGCACCGAGGGGUCGGGGCCGCCCCCCUCGGCUGCACCGUGUGUGGUUCAUAGUCCUGUAAUAAACAGUGCUCAGUGCAAUGCCAUCUGUGCCAGCUCAAAAGCUAUUAAAGAUGUUAUUUUUA